CAGCGCCUGCCCCGGAAGCUGUCGGCGCGCGGCGCGGCUGGGCGCUAAGAUGGCGGCGGCGUGAGUUGCAUGUUGUGUGAAGAUCCUGGGGUUGCCCCAUCGCUCGGCCCCGCCAUGGCCGUCACCAUCACGCUCAAAACGCUGCAGCAGCAGACCUUUAAGAUCCGCAUGGAGCCUGACGAGACGGUGAAGGUGCUAAAGGAGAAGAUAGAAGCUGAGAAGGGACGUGAUGCCUUCCCGGUGGCUGGACAGAAACUCAUCUAUGCUGGCAAGAUCCUGAGCGAUGACGUCCCCAUCAGGGACUAUCGCAUAGAUGAGAAGAACUUUGUGGUUGUCAUGGUGACGAAGGCCAAAACCAGCCCAGGCACCUCAGUACCCCCAGAGGCAUCACCCACUGCUGCCCCAGAGUCCUCCACAUCCUUCCCGCCAGCCCCUGCCUCAGGCAUGUCCCAUCCCUCACCUACCACCAGAGAGGACAAGAGUCCAUCGGAGGAAUCAGUCCCCACGACGUCCCCAGAGUCUGUGUCGGGCUCUGUUCCUUCUUCAGGUAGCAGCGGGCGAGAGGAAGACGCGGCCUCCACGUUAGUGACGGGCUCCGAGUAUGAGACGAUGCUGACAGAGAUCAUGUCCAUGGGCUAUGAGCGGGAACGGGUCGUGGCCGCCCUGAGAGCCAGCUACAACAACCCCCACCGAGCCGUGGAGUAUCUACUCACGGGAAUUCCUGGGAGCCCCGAGCCAGAACACGGCUCUGUCCAGGAGAGCCAGGUGUCCGAGCAGCCAGCUACAGAAGCAGUGGGAGAGAACCCCCUGGAAUUCCUGCGGGACCAGCCCCAGUUCCAGAACAUGCGACAGGUGAUUCAGCAGAACCCGGCACUGCUGCCUGCCCUGCUCCAGCAGCUGGGCCAGGAGAACCCGCAGCUUCUGCAGCAAAUCAGCCGGCACCAGGAGCAGUUCAUCCAGAUGCUAAACGAGCCCCCUGGGGAGCUGGCAGACAUCUCAGAUGUGGAGGGUGAGGUGGGCGCCAUAGGUGAGGAGGCUCCACAGAUGAACUACAUCCAAGUGACUCCACAGGAGAAAGAAGCUAUAGAGAGGUUGAAGGCUCUGGGCUUCCCAGAGAGCCUAGUGAUCCAGGCCUACUUUGCCUGUGAAAAAAACGAAAACUUGGCUGCCAACUUCCUCCUGAGUCAGAACUUUGAUGACGAGUGAUGCCGGGAGGCCAGGCUGCUCACCGCUCCCACCCUACUCCCAACUCCACAAAAGUUUUAUAAAAGAAAAAAUAUAUAUAUAUAUAUAUAUUCAUGUUUAUUUAAGAAGUGGAAAAAAAAAAUCAAAAACCUAAAAAAACCCAAAACACCCCAACUUCGUAUUCUCCUGAAAUGGCCCCCAUUCCCAUCUUGGCCUGAGAAGACCUAGGCCAGACAGCUGUCCCCCCAACCCCCCGGCCCAGCCCAGCCUGCUCCAAGGAGCUGGCAGGAAUGGAGGCAACAGAUGGGCCCCUCUUGGCUUCUGUCCCAGCUCCCUGCAGCCAGAUGGAGAGGCGGCUGCUUGCUUCCCCAUCCCCUGAAGAGCCCAAGACCUCCCCCCACCCUCCGCCUACCCUCUUUUGGGGUGAGGGGAACCUGGAGCCCCAAACUUUGAUCCUCCAUUGGACUGGCCCAAAUCUUCUCAUCUGGGGUGAGCACUCAGAGGUCCAUGGUCCCCUCCAGUCUGGCCUUGGCCUCCAGCCUGUAUCCCUUCACUGAGGAGGCAGCCAGGUUUGUCCUGCCUGGGGAAAGGGUAACAUCAGAGCUGCUCUGGAGGUCAAGGCCACCCCCCCACCCUAGAACAGAACCGUGUCUCUGAUAAAGGUUUUGAAGUGAAUAAAGUUUUAAAAGCCUGUCCUGUGGUCGGUGCCUGCUGGGGCUUCCCACUCUAGCUCGUCUGGCUCUGGGGGCUAGUUGGGCACAGGCGAUUUGGGAAUACCAAGAGGCAGAGGUGUCUGUCAGCCUCUGCACAUUGGGGCUCCCAGUGUAUCCUGCCCCCUCAGAAGCUGCCUCAUUCCAGGCAGGGGGUCCCAGCCCCAGCUUGGCCUUGGAAGGGCUGUUUUUCCCUGCCCCCACCAUCAUCACUAGUCUGUUUUGGCUAUGCUUCCCCCCUGGUAAUUGGCUAAUUACUGGAGAUUAAUGUUGGUAAACAGAAGCCUUCUUCUCAUCUGCCAUCUGCUCCUCCAUUAUUUCCCCAUUGUACCCCACUCCUCCCUGGUUCUCUGACCCUG
Molecule: messenger RNA, 2254 nt
Organism: Rhinolophus ferrumequinum (greater horseshoe bat)
Lineage: Eukaryota; Metazoa; Chordata; Mammalia; Chiroptera; Rhinolophidae
Gene: RAD23A
Product: RAD23 homolog A, nucleotide excision repair protein
Exons: 9
Coding region: 70-1206 (378 amino acids)
Biological process (GO): proteasome-mediated ubiquitin-dependent protein catabolic process; nucleotide-excision repair
Cellular component (GO): nucleoplasm; cytosol
Molecular function (GO): ubiquitin binding; polyubiquitin modification-dependent protein binding; damaged DNA binding
Source: RefSeq, a predicted model, not a curated record